Scomber scombrus (Atlantic mackerel) is the source of this 5601-nucleotide messenger RNA. It is a transcript of the gene ugp2b, whose product is annotated as UDP-glucose pyrophosphorylase 2b. The transcript has 10 exons. NCBI's taxonomy places the organism in Eukaryota, Metazoa, Chordata, Actinopteri, Scombriformes, Scombridae. Bases 1837 to 3315 code for a protein of 492 amino acids. Gene Ontology annotation, cellular component: cytoplasm. Gene Ontology annotation, molecular function: UTP:glucose-1-phosphate uridylyltransferase activity. Gene Ontology annotation, biological process: UDP-alpha-D-glucose metabolic process; glycogen metabolic process. The record is from RefSeq and is a predicted model, not a curated record.
GUCAAAUACUUUUAAACUGAGGACAAAAGACUUUGAAGACAGCAUUCCAGUAUCAAAAGGUGCCAAAUGUCAUGGGCAGAACACAUUUUUUUUUAGUGUAGGGGGGCUUGAAACAAACCUAUGAUUUGUUAAAUAGAAUAAUACCUCAUAAAAUGAUUGAUAUAUCUCUGUUUUGCCCAGCCCCAGUGAUGUAUUUGCAGACAAUUAAAGGACAGGUUCACUAGAUAAGAUAAGAAGUAUUUUAUUAAUCCCUUAAAUGGGAAAUUGAAUGUCACCUCACAAAAACAGCCAACAUACAGCAAGGAAACAUACAGACUCACGCAGUACAAAUAAGUGCAAAGCACCACAUCAACAUCAAUCAAACAAUCCACAACACUCAGCAGUCAACAACAAUGUUCAUUAAAAAAAACUCACUGCACCAGGUAUAAAGGAGCUUCUAAAUCUUUCUGAAGAGCACCUUGGCAUCACCAGUCUGGCAUUAAAGAAGCUCUUCAGUUUACUAUGUGGUUUUCCUUGCUGUAACCAUUCAUCCUGUUCAUACUGGCUAUUAAAUGACCCCCUUCAAAUGCGCUCUCAAUGUGAGUGAUAGGGACCAAAAUCCACAGUAUGUCCAGUCAUUUUGUACAAAAAUACAUAUAUAUAUUAUCUGUGGCUUCAGCAGUCUGAGUUAGUCUUAUCAAGUGGAUAUCUGCCACAUUUACAGUCUUCUUAGCAAUUCCCUCUUUGUGUUUCCCUGUUGGGCUAGGGUGGAAGUAUAGUAACAAAAAGAGGCACUAAAAGGGCUAUAAUGUUGAAAGAUAUCUACUUGAUUUGACUCAUUUGGAAUCCUUAUAUGAAAUUCAAAAUAAACUUAAAUACAUUUUUGCACAUAAAGAGAUCACUUGGCCCCAUUACUUACAUUGUAUGCACAUCUUUUAAUUUCUGGCAUGAACAGCAAGGAUUUUUUACAGCAAGAAAUCAAUAUUUCAAUGUUAUUUUGGGGGGCCCUAAGAUUUGUUUUAAGACAUACUUUAGAAAUAAUGAACCUGUCCUGUAAUUUGAGUAAAACACAUCACACAAGUACAAGCGCAAUGUCACAUUUCCACCAGGUAGGGGCAGUAUGUCCUAAUUCUUCUGUUGUACACCUGAGGCAAAAUUAAAGUCAGAUUAUGUAAUAUCUGUGAUCGUUAAAAUUCACGACGUGCAAUUGUUGGUCGAACAAUCAGUCAUUAAUAGGGACAGAUCUACUAAAACUAGUCAAACAUUAAUGGGGUAAAUCUGGUGUAUUUAUGGGAGUGCUGAAUGCUGCUCAGCCUGUUUAAUACCACUCAUUAUAAUGUAAAGGUGUACCUCAAAAGACUAGUAUUAUACUAUUACAAACGGUAGUAGAAAGAGUAUGGAUCUUUUUUAAACAUGGUGUUAUGUAGAAAUCUGUUCCCCCCUCGAAUAAUGUUCCCCUCCCACGUAGCAGAAUCCUAUUGGCCCUUCACGUCACAAGUCACGGCUAACUCGGCUUCUCAUUGGCUGUAACCCUCCUGCAACAUUCCAACUCAGAAUGGCACUGAAUUGUAAAACUAAUCACCUUUUUCACCUAACUUCUUUAAUGUGUUUUUAAAAAAGCCAUUUCUUUUUUAAAUUUUUUUAUUCAGUGAUGUCGAAGGAAAACAGAAGCUCGCUGUGUUUGAGGUAAAAGCCCGUUUAAAAAAAAAAAAAAGACCAACCUAAUUACAUUACUUGUGUCUCCUCUGCGGUGUGGUCCUUUUUUUAGAGCAGCUGGACCAAGGCCGACCCAUCGACUUUCCUUCAACCAGCAUCCUGCAGCCACACAGUCUGAGUAAAGGAGUAGCCAACGGAGUGAUGGCUCAGUUCCAGGAAAUGAUGCGGCAGCAGCUGGAGAGCUCCAUGCACGAUGAGCUGGAGAAACUGCUGGACACUGUCACAGGGGCAGAGAAAGAGGCGUCCAGGAAAGACUUUGAGGGCUUCAAGAACCUUUUCCACAGAUUUCUGCAGGUGAAAGGGCCAUCAGUAGAAUGGAUCAAGAUACAAAGACCUCCAGAAGAAUCGAUCCAGCCCUAUGAUAAGAUCGCUGCUCGAGGCCUGCCGGACAGCGUAGCUGACAGCCUGAACAAACUGGUGGUGGUGAAGCUGAACGGAGGCCUGGGCACCAGUAUGGGAUGCAAGGGCCCCAAGAGCCUGAUCAGCGUCCGCAACGAGAACACCUUCCUGGACCUCACUGUGCAGCAAAUAGAGCACUUGAACAAGACUUACAACACAGAUGUGCCCCUGGUCCUCAUGAACUCCUUCAACACAGACGAAGACACAAAGAAGAUCUUGCAGAAGUACACGCACCACCGCGUCAAGAUACACACCUUUAACCAGAGCAGGUAUCCUCGCAUCAACAAAGAGUCCCUCCUCCCCGUCUCCACCAACAUGAGCAUGAACGGGCAGAGCUCGGAGGGAUGGUACCCUCCCGGCCACGGCGACAUCUAUGCCAGCUUCUACAACUCGGGGCUGCUGGACGAGCUGAUCGCUCAGGGGAAGGAGUACAUCUUUGUGUCCAACAUCGACAACCUGGGAGCCACCGUGGACCUCCACAUCCUGCACCACCUGGUCAGCCAGCCCAACGGCAAGCGCUGCGAGUUCAUCAUGGAAGUGACGGACAAGACGCGCGCUGACGUCAAGGGUGGCACGCUGAUCAAGUACGACGGAAAACUGCGUCUGCUGGAGAUCGCCCAGGUGCCCAAAGCUCACGUGGACGAGUUCAAAUCUGUUUCAAAGUUCAAGAUCUUCAACACCAACAACCUGUGGAUCUCUCUGGCUGCUAUCAAGAGGCUGCAGGAAGAGAAGGCGAUGAACAUGGAGAUCAUAGUCAACCCCAAGACGCUUGACGGUGGGCAGAAUGUCAUCCAGCUGGAGACGGCGGUCGGCGCUGCCAUCAAAUGUUUCGAUAACGCCAUGGGCAUCAACGUUCCUCGCAGCCGCUUCCUGCCCGUAAAGACCACGUCCGACCUGCUGCUGGUCAUGUCCAACCUGUACAGCCUGGAUGCCGGCUCGCUCACCAUGAGCCCAAAGAGAGAGUUCCCAACGACGCCGCACGUCAAACUGGGCAGCUCCUUCACCAAGGUUCAGGAGUACCUGACCCGCUUCGAAAGCAUCCCCGACAUGCUGGAGCUCGACCACCUGACUGUGUCCGGAGACGUCACCUUUGGGAAGAAUGUUUCACUCAAGGGAACCGUCAUCAUCAUCGCCAACCACGGAGAUCGGAUCGAUAUUCCGGCCGGCUCCAUGCUCGAGAACAAAAUCGUAUCUGGCAACCUCCGCAUCCUGGACCACUGAGGCCUUUCUCACCCUUUUCCACUUCAACCCCUCCCUCUACCCUUCUCCCCCCACCCUCAUCAUGUGACCUAGUUGGCUUGAUCCCAGUCAUGUGACCCAUUUGUCAUGUUUACCCGACACCAACAGAUUGUUAAGAGGAUGUGACUUUCCCCUCCCUGAAGGCUGUGUGUGAUUGCAUGUGCAGUGCUUUACCUUCCAGUCCCAAACAUUAGCAAGUAGUUUACAUGGUGGCAAGGAGGGGAUGUACUGCCCUCUAGAGGCCGUUUCUAACAUAAUAUAAACCUUUAAUUGUAUUAAUAUUGAGCUAGUCACGGCUGCCACUGUACAAGAUUAUGAGCUCAGCACUAGGCUAUAAUAUAUAUCCAUAUCCAUGUUAGAGAGAAAACAAAUCUGAAUUAUUGUCUAUUUUAACUGUAAAAUAUAUAAACAUAGCACAAAAAGGAAAAUUUGUGUUUGGUACAUUAUUUCUUUUAUUGUAACAAUGCUUCUUAUACCGUUGGAAAUCCUGUGUAUUUCCCUUCUAAAUGGUGCCUCAUUAGUAAGGAGCAAAUCGGUAUAAGAUUUAUUGCCGAGAAGCAUUGUUACAACAAAGAAAUAAUCUACCAAACACACAUUUCCUUACUUUUUGUGCUAUGUUUAUGUAGCGAUACUAAGAACAGUGUUUAUCCUCGGUGUGCAUUUACAGCACUGCUAAUGCAAUCACAUUGUGUACUUACAUAGAGGUAAAGUCAUAGUUUGUGAAGCUGUGGAAGAGCUUUAGUCGUUUAUCUCGAGCACAGAGACUUCACGUUAGUACUUAACAUGCUUCCAAAAUGCAGCUGAUACUUGAAAUAAAUCACUGAAAUUAAUAUUGUAAUUUAUCAGCCUAUUAUAGACGACUAUUUACACUCAUAGAGCAGUUGAAUAAUGAUAAUAUGAUAAAAUUCAAUUAAAAAAUAUGAUGAAUAAGUGUUAAAGGCACUCCUAAAUCCAUCUUUUACUUCAGACAUUUUAACCAAUUCUGAAUGAUCAUCCACCAGAAAUUGUUGCUGCUGUGAAAACAAUCAUAACAAAAUUGUUGUAAAAGGCUUUGGAAAAGUAAUAUAAGGAAUCCUUCAAUUAUAAUUUAAUCCUACAUCUAUAAAUGUUUGCCCACUUGAGCAGGACAAGCUGUAAACACAACCUUAUCACAUUAUAAAGUUGAUAUUAAUACACCCAGCAGACAUUAGCAUUAAUGCGGAGGCUUGUAUUUGCCAUGCUGAUAAAUAUAAGAGAAACAAAACCUGAGAAAAAUAAUCGUCGCUUUAGCUGCUAAAAAUGCUCCACUGUGUUCACCAGCUUUGUCUGCAGUGUGGUGAGAAGCUGUGAAACUAAAAUAAUGAGCUGAAAGACACUUAAGCUAAAGUAUGUGACACCUUCCACAUACAAGUGCUCAUUUCAGCUGUUGCUUAUUUAAAGAUAUUGACUAGAGCAUCUUUUUGGUUUCAGGAAUUUCUGGAACCACGUUUAAAAAAAAAAAAAUUAAGCCUGAGGUGAAGUUUGUGGCAAGAAAUAAAUUGCUAACCUUUUUUUCCAGAGUAAUAUCAACUGUGACUUCCACUGAACAGAGUGCAGAACAUACUUCCACUGGAUUUAUUCACUCCUCCAGUGUCCAGAAUAAUCUGGUCUCUACUGAAAAGCUCCCAGGAGUUUGUGCCAUAGAGGAGAAAACAAACAUGUUACCCCCAUGUAAUGUCUAAACAAUGUGUGUCUGUGUGUUUGGUGCCCCUUGAGCUUUUCCACGAUAUUCCCAUUUUAAAGACUAACGAUCCAUUUCCAGGCAAGAUCACAACUCCAUGAAAUUGUGUGUAAUAUCUGAAAUUAUAUCGCUUUAAAAUGAAAGACUUUUUUUUUUUGUACAGUCCCUGUAUGUUGUAAAAUAUCACAAUGUGGUGCAUUAUUUUACUGUUUUUAUCCGGUCUGUUUGCUCACGUAGUGUGAAACCUCGUGCCUCCAUUUCGAUGUCAAGUCUCUCCUGUAGCCUAUGUCCAUCCCGCAAUUCAGCAUUACACUCCUCACCUAAAGCAAAACAGGAGGUGCAAUAUUUUCUGCAGUGUUGGUUUCACACACACACACACACACACACACACACACACACACACACACACACAGUCAACAUUUGAAAACAUGUACGCAAAGUUUCAGUGUGAAAAUACUUGAUGGGUCUGCUUGAUGCGGACCGGAAGCCUGAAAGCAAUAAGUGUUGAUCUGUGACAGUGAUGAGGUCUCAGCCCAGUUCUGCCUCCUCAGAGCUGAAUAAAGUGCAAU